AUGUCCGACGUGAUUGAUAAGUUCGGCGGCAUUGUCAUCGAGUUCAUCGGUGAUGCCAUCUAUGCGGUCUUCGGCGCACCAGUACGAAACCGGGAGCAUGCAGAGGCAGGUGUGAACGCCAUGCUGAAGAUGCUCAAGACAGUACAGCGCAUCAACCAGUGGGCGAAGCACCGACUUCUUCCAGAGGUCAGCAUCCGCUGCGGCGUGCAUUCUGGCCCUGUGCAAGUCGGAAAUAUGGGCUUUCACUCGCGGCUCAAGUACGGAGUCAUGGGUUCCGGUGCAGAGAUUCCUUCCAAGUUGGAGGAGAUGAACAAGACCUACGGCACCCAUAAUCUCAUCUCUGAGUCGACCUUCCACAAGCUUCCUCCGGAUGGGUAUGUGAUGAGACCCAUAGACUUUGUGGACAUGUCGCAUGGUGCAGCUGAUCCGGAGCCAGUGUACGAGGUCAUGAGCCAAAUCGCAAACAGCAGCUCUCCAAGUACCAGGUCGUCGAGGCGUGACACACUGGCACGAAAGUAUGAGACUGCCCUGGACAUGUACACGGAGAAGAGGUUCGCCAAGGCUGCAGCGCAGUUCAGAGAGGUUAGCACCAGCAUGGGCCAGACAUUUGGGAUCUACGACAAGCCCUCCGUUCUGAUGAGAAAGCGGGCCGCCUACUACAUGCAACAUCCUCCACCGGAGGGUUGGAAAGGAGUUUGGACGCGGACCCGGGAACCUGAUGAGACCGAUGGAGUCGAGGAUGAGGUCGUCUAUGUCUGCGUUUGA
This is a messenger RNA of Symbiodinium sp. CCMP2456, 765 nucleotides long. Lineage: Eukaryota; Dinophyceae; Suessiales; Symbiodiniaceae. The record is from the annotation of a GenBank genome assembly.